AUCGAUCAGCCUGUAUGUUAACCCAGCCCAAACGCGAGAAAAAUAAAAGAGAUCGAGCGAAGAAGAAGCUGCCUCACGUGGCUCCCGUCGUUAGCCGCGCGCAGCUCAGCUCAGCGCAGGCAUCCUCCAACCACCCGCGCGACGCAUUAGACAACGGCCCCCUAACCGCAGCUUAGCUAGCACGGCUAUCCAUCCGUCCGUCCAUACAUGCUAACACCAGCGGCGAAUUGAUUGAUUGAUUGCCAAUAAUACAUGUCCCAACAAAGGGGCAGAGGAGGAAGACGGGUAGCAGUAGCAGGAGGAGGAGUACAAUAUUUUGCCCGCGCCCCGGCCAACGUUGUUGUUGUACUCUAUCGCGGAAAAGUUUGAGAAAAGCCUUUAGGUUGGUGGCUAGCUUAAGCUAAGUUAGCUUCCUGGUUGACUUGUUGGAGGGAUCUUUUGUUUCUUUUCGAUUUGGUGUGGGAUUGUUCCACUGCAACCGAUUGAUCUACUGCUACCUAGCUAUCUGGGAUAGCGGUUGUGGAUAUAUUCUGGUGUUAGUUUGUCGUGGAUGAGUAGUGCUAGCUGCAUUCGUGAGGGAGCUGGGAGCUAGGAAAGGAGGAGCAUGGCGGCGGUGAGCAGCAGGAAGAUACUAGGUUGGUCCCUUGUUCGGCGGGAGAUCACGAGCGGCGGGGAUGGUUUCUUCGCCGGGCCGCCCGCGUUGGCGCCCCCAGCGACGGCGGGGCAGCAGCAGCAACAGCAGGAGCAGCCGGGGCCGGGGCCGUCGGCGAUGGCUGCGAGGAUCACCCCCGCGGUGCUGUUCAUCACGGUGGUGCUGGCCGUGGUGCUGCUGGUGUCCGGCCUGCUCCACAUCCUGCGGCGGCUGUUCCUCAAGAGCCACCGCGCCAAUGCCAGGGCGGAGGCCAUGGAGCGGCAGCUGCAGCAGCUGUUCCACCUGCACGAGGACGGGCCGGGGCUCGACCAGGCCGCCAUCGACGCGCUCCCCUGCUUCGCCUACGGCGAGCUCGAGCUCUCCCUCGGCGCCGAUGAUGCCAAGGAGGGGGAGGGGGACGAGGAGAAGGGCUACAAGAAGAAGAAGGGGACGAGGCCGUUCGACUGCGCCGUCUGCCUCUGCGAGUUCGCGGCCGCCGAAGACCGCCUCCGCCUGCUCCCGCUCUGCGGCCACGCCUUCCACGUCGCCUGCAUCGACACCUGGCUCCGCUCCAGCUCCACAUGCCCGCUCUGCCGCACCCAGGCGCUCUCGGCCUCGGCUCAAGCCCCGCCCACGGCUGACACUGACACCCCCUCUGUACUCGAGACUCCCACUGGCGUCGAGGAGCAGCAGAAGCAGGAUGACGAUGCGUCCAAGGAGGACGCGUUCUUCCCGGGCAGCGUCGUGCUCCCGGUCAGGCUCGGCCGGUUCAAGAACGUGCAGGACGGCGUCCAGGAGAGCAGCGGCAGCAGCCGGCGCCUGGACGCGAGGAGGUGCUACUCCAUGGGCUCCAACUACCGGUACGUCCUCGCAGAGGAAAACCUGGUGGUGUCCGUGCGCUGGCGUCCAGGCGACAGUACCAGCGGCGCGGCCCCAGCGGGCGGCGUAGCCGCGGCGGCGGCGGCGAGGAGGAGCGAGCAGCAGGGCAAGAAGGUCUGCGCCGCCAGCCGCGGCGACAGCUUCUCCGUGUCCAAGAUCUGGCAGUGGCGCGGCAGCGGCAGGCGGCUCCCCGCUCUCCGUGCCGAUGGCUCCGAGUCCCCGGCGCCCGACGACGGCCUCCCCUGGGCGCAGGCGCAGGCGCCGGCGAGGACGCGCAGCGCCAGGCAAGAAAUCGACACUUGAUGAUGAUAAGGAUAGAAUCUACACUUUACAGUCUACACACAUACAGACAGACACGCGGAUGUCUUCCCGUGCCUUUUGGUGAUCAGAUAGCUAGCAAUAAGCGUUUCUUGACAGAGUUUUGCCUGUGCUUGAUCAGGAAAUCAUUCCUCCUCGUAUGCCUUUUUGGUGAAUCAUUUUUUUUUCUGCCUAGUGUUCCUAUGUACAAAUACAACCACCACCUAAACUGACGUCCAAAUGGCAACUCGAUCCAGCUAGCUACUCGUAUUCACCGGGAUAUUCUAUCUUCUAUGUGUUCAUCUUUUCCACGGGUGGAAUGGCAAUGUAGGUAGUCAGA
Molecule: messenger RNA, 2147 nt
Organism: Brachypodium distachyon (stiff brome)
Lineage: Eukaryota; Viridiplantae; Streptophyta; Magnoliopsida; Poales; Poaceae
Product: RING-H2 finger protein ATL46
Exons: 1
Coding region: 605-1813 (402 amino acids)
Source: RefSeq, a predicted model, not a curated record